AUGGAUUCCAAAAAGAGAGGAGAGCUUCUCGCUCCAACUUUUGAAAAACUUCAAAAGUUCUCUGAAAUGAUUACUGCUGCUCUCUUUGCUCCUCCCAUUCAUUGUCAAAUCUAUAAACAAAAAUUGAAAGAUGCUCAAGAAGUUGAACGAAUGGUUGAGGAAGAUAAUCAAAUUGUGGCAGUUGUGAAAGAAGCAUCUUCUCCUUCGGAAGGAGCUUCUCCAUCGCCUUCUAUUGAUAAUAAUUCAACUACUACUACGAGUAGCAAUACUACCAUGAAUAGUAGUAGUAAUAGUAGUCGGACUAGUAGUAGUAGUAGUGAUCAGAAUGUGAUGCAUAACAACAACAAUGGAGAGACUGUGUCAACAUCUUCGGUCACUUUACAAAAAGAUUCACACGAGGAGGAAGUGAAUUCCACAUCAUCACCUGAAUUGCAACAACAAUUUAAUUCAACGACCACCACUCCAUCAUCCGUAAAUAACACCUCAUCAUCCACUCCCCAAUCAACGUCAACAACUUCUUCUUUGUGUGAAGAAGAUGGAAUUGAAAAGAGAAAAAUCGAAGUCGAAGUGGAUUGGGAGAGUUUCAAUGAAUUGUUUAAUACAUUGUUUAAUGAGGGAGCUCCAGAAGUGAUUGAAACAAUUUUGAAUUCAUUCUUGUCCAAAUCAUGUGCAGCCUCUUUGAUUGGUACUUUGAUUUCACAGUAUUGUAAACCUCCACAAAACCAUAAUGAAAAAUCCAAACAUGUCCACAUUAGAGAUUUCCUCCAACAAAAUUUAAAGAAAUAUGUCAUUAAAUAUAGUGAUGAUCCACGUGACGUUGGUUACUACAAGGAUGGUGUGAUUGUCGACGUUGUAGAAAUUGAAGUCACACAAGAUGAAGAAAUUCAAUGGAUUUUCAGAGAUAUCACCAAAAAUCUCGAUCGAUGUACUGAUAUUCAACAAUUUAUUAUUGACAAAUACUAUGUCCCAGAAUUUGAGAGAAGAAUCUUGAAUGAAUUUUUACAUCCUCUUAAAUUACAAGUGAAUUGGGAUCACAUGAAAUAUGCUGCUAUUGACUAUUCGCGUGCGGUUGAGAGAAUUUAUAAGGAACAAUCUCAAUAUGUACUUGAACAAGUGUAUUUGGCAGUGAGUGACAUUUGUGCCUUUGAAGAAGAUGAUCUUGUUGACGCGCUGUCACUUGGUCUCACUACCAUUGCAAUCACUUUACAACCCAUUCCACACUCUGGAACUGGAGAAAAACCAAAGAAGGAUUUUGACAUUCAUGAAUCAUCAAAGACGUUGACAUUGAGACUUGUGUUAGAAGGUCAUGACAUGAAUGGAAUGUUUUUCAAAGAUGAAUUGAAGCCAAUCAUCAAAUUGGCUGGUUUGUACAAUACCGAUGUCACACCACUCUUCAAGUUUGAACUUUUAUCCUCUGCAGCACAAUUGUACAAAGUUCGCGAAUAUGCUGAUUUGAGUGUUUUAAAGAGAUUGUUGGCAAGAGCAGAUUUGAAUUGGUGGACUCCAACUGAAUCCGAAAAGGGUGUCAUUGAGAAGGCACGCUUAUUUAUUAAUGAAAAUACUCGUAAACGUGAUUUAAAGUUAAAACCUGGUUCUGGAAAUCAACAAAAUAAUGAUGAAAAUCUCAUGAAUAACUAUGACGACGAUGGUAUGCAAGAAGAGGAUGGAUUUGAUGAAGAUGAAAAUAUCAACAAUCCUUUCCAUGAAGAAAUUAUCAAAGGAUGGCAUGUGAUCAAGGUGAACAAACAUCAAAUCAGUCAAGAUCGUUACAUGGUUCUCACCGACAAAGCCUAUUGGACACUCAAAUAUGAACCCAAGACUGGUUUUGAUCCAAAACAUUUCAAGAGACAUGACAUUUGCAAUUUUUACUUUACUGAACAAGGUGACAUUGAAAAUACUAAAAACGGAGCCAUUCAAGGUUUGAAAGUGUAUCUCCAUGAAAAAAGAAAGAAGGGUAUCAUUUCAGCUGAGGACACUGCCGCUCUUGUUGGAGAUGGUAGAAAGAGUUCCAUCAAAGCUCGUGACUCUAUGAAAUUCACAACUUCUGCAGCAGGAAAACAAUUCGCCUUCUUGCAAACUUUGAGUUAUCAAUUAUUGCAAGACAGUGGUAUUCCAAGAACUCGUGUGAAAAAGAAGAAGGCUGAGAGACCAAGACCUGAUAGAAGUAAGGAAGUUGCAGAGUAUGCCAGUUUGUUUUUACCUCACAGUGAAGAAAAAGAAUUUGAUGUUGAAGAUAUUAGGAGCAUUUUGACAGAAAUUUCAUGGUGCUUGUUUGCCAUUGCCAAUGCCAACUCGAAGAGAAUUCAUCCAAAUUAUAAGGUCAUUGAACCAUUCUUCUCUGUGAAGGAUUUCACUGUACCAAAAUCAAAAUGGUUUUCUCCUUUUGUGAACAUGUUCAAAAGUCCAAAGAAGUCAACUAACAAGAAACGUGAGGUUGUCAAAUUGGAACGUAGAGCUGGCCAUUCAGCUUCUCAUAUCGGUGAACCUGGUAAUGGGGACACUGAAACCUCUUCCAACAAUACCGUGUAUGAACGUGUCACAAAGAAGAACCCACUCCCAGUUGGUCAACAACCUCUCAAAUCUAUUUUGAAGAUCCGACAAGAGGAACAAAGAAUUUCUUUCAAUCCAAACUUUAGAGCAGUCCCAACUGCCACUAGUGGCUACACUCCAACGGGUAUCAUUAUUCCAAGUGGUGAGGAACAAAAACAAACAAGAAGAAUUGUGUUCAAACCAACUGCUAGAGUUUUCUAUACUGGUAAUGAGGAUGAUUCAAAUACUGGAUUCUAUGCCGUCGAAGAAGACCUGAUAGAUGAGGAAGAAGAUGGACAAGGAUAUUAA
Molecule: messenger RNA, 2838 nt
Organism: Naegleria fowleri
Lineage: Eukaryota; Heterolobosea; Eutetramitea; Acrasida; Naegleriidae
Exons: 2
Coding region: 1-2838 (945 amino acids)
Source: RefSeq, a predicted model, not a curated record